AUGAACGAUGCCGGUAUGGGAAACUGGAGGGGGCCGCACAUGGAAGUGAAUGCCUCAGUUCCUCACAGCGGCGGCCCAAUAAUGACGCCCGCCGACGCCUACCGCGCUGCUCACGGCUCAAUUCUUAAACUCCAACAGGGUUUGAUUGGCCAUGAGGAACAAGUAAUGGGAGUAGUGCAUCACAUUCACUCUCUUGUCAGCGUGAUUGAAUCUCUACGGAAGCAUUAUGAAACGGUGGUAGAGGAACGGGAUUACAUUAAACGAACUCUGGAGGAGGCGGAGGAACGUUUGAAGGGUGUUCAGCGCUUACUGCAGCGCUACACGUCGGUAAAUGAUCCCGUGGUUGCCUCGGAUGGGUACACUUACGAGCGGGAAGCGAUCACCUCAUACCUGGAGGAGUGCCAGUCGAUGAAUAAUGUACCCGUGUCGCAACAAACAGGGGAGGAGCUGACGAUGAUGUUACUUCCCAAUCGUUCUUUCCAGCGUUUUUUAAGCCAAUUAAUGGACGCAAAACCAGUGGAGGGCCGACACAGCAGCGGUAGCAGUGGAAACAGCAAGACUAACGCUACUGCCAUAAACACAGGUUCAGCAAAUGGACAGAACACCGUAAGGGAAGAAAUUGGAGGUGAAGACACUUCAGCGGGACCUAACAGUGAGCGAUUGCACCCAUGCAUUCGGGUGUAUGGCUACUGCAACUAUAAGGAUAGUUGUGCUUAUGCGCUUUACCCAUAUGAUGCUUGUCUUUCACAUUUAAAGGGGAAAUGCCGAUUCCGCUCGCAGUGCCACGAGCGUCACGUGGACUUCCGUGGUCAAUUAAAUCAGGGCGAUGCUGGUGGUGACACUCGAGGUGGUGGUUAA
This is a messenger RNA of Trypanosoma brucei brucei TREU927, 858 nucleotides long. RefSeq lists its product as uncharacterized. Gene Ontology annotation, molecular function: metal ion binding. Lineage: Eukaryota; Euglenozoa; Kinetoplastea; Trypanosomatida; Trypanosomatidae. The transcript has a single exon. The coding region runs from base 1 to 858 and encodes 285 amino acids. The record is from RefSeq and is a predicted model, not a curated record.